GUCGAGUCGGGCCUUGAGCACUCUGCCACCUCGGCAUCCGAUCCUCUGGCCGUCUCGUCUUCUUCAGAAACUCAUGUCAGGCCACCAACCGGCUAUCCUGUCUCGGUUGACGUCCUACCACCGUCCGGCCGUAUCUACCCCUCCGGGCAUGACCGUCCGAUGGGCAGAUUUAGCUCCAACGCCCCUGCCGGCGACUCGUUCGACUGGAACUCUCAUUUGGCCAGUGACCGUGACGACGCCCAACGGGCACAUGCAACUCUGGUCGAUCGGUCCAACCAAGCAUGGCCACGCAGCCUCAGUCUGUCCGGCCGGCAGAAUACCAAAGCAUCUGAUGAAGCCGUCGUUCGACAGUCGGCGGAUCAACAGGCCGGCAGGCAAUGGCAGCCGAGCUCAAUCCCGGCUUCGGGCUCGCGGUACUCGGUACCGGCCGCCCCAGGACUGGUCUCGCAUGACCUGCUCUGUCAUCGGCUGAACGGACUGACGGCCGGGCAGAAGCAACUGUGUCUAUCGCAUCCAGGCCUCGUUUGGGCCAUGGUGGACGGUACACAGCUCGGCCUCCUAGAAUGUGUACACCAGUUCCGAGGCGAGCGCUGGAACUGCUCGGCCGCCAGUGUACUUUACCAGUUCCAGCAGCAACAGCAAGAACACACCCCGCCGGAGCAUCAGUUAACUGGGCAGAUGAGCGAGCUGAGCCAGAAUCAAAUGGGAUCAGAUAAAGAGGUAGUGACAACGACGAAGCAGGCCACGGGUGUCAGUAGAGAUUCGGUGAAUGGCCUUGAGGGUAUCCUUCAAAGAGGUAAAAGAAGGCAUAAUUCUGUGUCUUGCAUCAAUGGUCCUUACAAAUAUCCGACAAAUUAA
Messenger RNA from Protopolystoma xenopodis, 858 nucleotides. Lineage: Eukaryota; Metazoa; Platyhelminthes; Monogenea; Polystomatidea; Polystomatidae. The record is from the annotation of a GenBank genome assembly.